AAUGUCCCAUUUGGAACAAGUAGAGAGAGCAUAUCUGCUCAAUCUGAUUGGGUGGGCCCAGGCCCACCUGUGCCUACGCUGCUGGACAGAAGACCCAUCUGCCCCUCAGUAGAAGUACCCUGGCACCCCCAUGGGCCCUACAGGAUCAAGGGAGUGUGCUCCUCGCCUAUACCCUCCAUUUACGUUGGGUGACCAGUUCUACAAAGAGGCCAUUGAGCAGUGCCGCAGCUACAAUGCCCGCCUGUGUGCCGAGCGCAGCGUGCGCCUGCCCUUCCUGGACUCGCAGACUGGUGUGGCACAGAACAACUGCUACAUCUGGAUGGAGCGCCACCACCGCAGCCCUGGGGUGGCUGCAGGUCAGAUGUAUACAUACCCUGCCCGCUGCUGGAGGAAGAAGAGACGGCUGCACGCCUCCAUGGACCCUCGUCUACGCCUCUGUGGCCUACAGCUAGAUGGAGGACUCCCAGGCAAGGAUACGCUUCCCACACAGGACACCACACUGGAGGCUCUUCUUAGAGGGGAGGGCCUAGACCAGAGGACCAACUCUAAGGAUGAGGAGAGUCUCCUAGAAAUCCAGAGGGUGUUGGAGGCUGACGCAGCUGAAGGUGCAUACAAUGACGAUGACUAUGAAGUGGACCCCCCCAAAAAAAGACACAGAGGAAAAGGCAGAGGUCGGGGUUCAGGCCGCAGGAGGACAGAGAUGGAAGACCAGGACAAGCCAUACGGCUGUGACAUCUGUGGGAAGCGCUACAAAAACCGUACGGGGCUGAGUUACCACUACACCCAUUCCCACCUGGCAGAGGAGAGGGGGUCCGAGUCCUCCCAGUCACCCUCCACACAACGCUCCGACAGACACAAACGUCAGAAGGGCCCAGGUGGGUCUGCCAGUACCAAUAACUACUGUAACUUGUGCCGGUGCACACCAGGCUCCAACAGGGGUAAAUCUGGGGAGAGGGUACCCUGCUCAGUCUGCCGAUGCUCCACUGGAUGCCCAGAAGAGAAGGAGGACAGCAGGCCGUUUGCCAGGGCAGAAGAACUGUUUGGCACCACCUCAGAGAGCGACACGUCCACGUUUCACGGCUUUGAGGACGAUGAGCUUGAAGAGCCCUCGUCAAACGGCAAGGGGACAUCCAACCGAUACAGAUAGAGAAGAACUUACUAGGUUUAAAGACUAUUUUUAAUAUGGAUAACCUCUAGCAAAAGUCUGCUGCUUCUUUUUAAAUGUUUUUGUUGUUGUUGUGGAAAGCACAAGUGAUUAUUUCAGGAGAGAAAUGCAAGAAGUGUUAUUUUAUUAUCUACUGAACCUUGUUUAAUAAUUUAUGAACAUGUUUUUUAUAUUAACUUUGAAAGCAACAAGAAACAGUGUUUCUUGACAAGUGACUUGCUCUUCAUGUGAAACUGAAGGAAGAAUCACUUCUUGGAUUUUUUUCCCCCUGGAACAGAAAAGGCAAUUAUGUUAUAAACAAACACUGGAACGUGGAUAUCAUUGUAUUGCUCUUUUUGGGAUGAUUUGCCAGUGAAAAUUAAAUUCAAUAAUUUAUCAUGAAAUUAAACAACUUAAAUGAUAAACUUGAGUUUGGAUGGGGAAUGAAUGUCAACACCAACCCAUCCCUCGGCUUGUUGAUGUCACUGGAAUCACCAGGCAGUUUGGAAAGAGGAGCUUUUAGAUGACACCUCCACUGCUUCCUUCUCUGGAUUAUAAUAAUGUGGCAAUGAAGGAGUGGAGGAUUGACGUGUGUGGAUGAAGCAGAGGGCUAGGAAGGCAUAACAGAAGCAGGGCAUGGCUAGCUGAAAGGCGUACCAUGGAAUGAAGAUCCAGAGGGCUGUGAAGCCAGUGAGGGGUGAGGUUCAGGACCCUCAACACUGGGCCUCUACAUACCCCUCCACUGGACUCAAAAAAUCUAUCUGGCUGACAGUCAGACAACAUAUAGCCAUCCAGCCAGCCUGCCAGCUACCACACAACCCCAUACUCUCUGACAUUUUCUCUUUGAAUUUCCCCCCUGAGAAUAUGUAUUGAUUAUCCCAGACGGAACGUAGAAAACGAGUGGCUCCACAUACAGUGAGUCUCUCCUGCACUGCAAUGCACUGUGCUGUACGGUACCUAUCCUGUAAUAAGGAAAGGUCAGGGCUGUGGGUUCUCUGCCCACAGAGUGUGUUUGAACCCUGUGUGUUGCUACUCUACGGCUGUGUCCACCAUGCCCAUGGGAUCCAAUAUGACACUGAGACGUCAUUAACUUCAUCACUGUGCCAGCCUGCGACCCAGUUGGGAACCAGCUCUGACGGCCAUAGUGACCCAGUGACCUGAUUGAACCACUCUGACCUCUAACUUCUGACCCCUGCCAUAGCGACGGUGCUGAACUCCCUCCGUCACUAAUACAACAAAACCUCUGGACUACUUAGACAUGCUCUUUUCUCCUCUCUCUUCUCUUGCUCUCUUUAAUGUCAAACUAAUGUAGAGUUUGCUUUAAUCCCAUCCAUCCUCAUGUUUCAGAACUGUGCUAUAUUCCUUCGUUUUGAACAGAAUAUUGACAGAUUGGGUUCUUAGUGUCAUUUAAGUGUAUCUGCUGAUUAUUCUGAUGUCUUCUGUUUGUUCUGGCUUUGUUGAUAUGUCUUUCUACAAUACCUACUAUUACUACUACUACAGUACUACUACUCAGGCAUAUGAUGUGUACUGCUGUUGAUUGUUCUUGUGUCUGCAUAAUGAUGCAGUCAGUAUCAGGCCAUUCUCCCCUGCCUGCCUCAUGAUAUAUUCUAUUGGUCAAAAGGAUAUAAAUAACUGAUGAGGGUAUUGACAAGGAAUCAGAAAGGGCAAUAAAAUAAAAUGAAUGCCACAGAGUUUAGUCAUCACACUAACACAUAUCUAUUUAGCCCAGCUUUAACAAACCAUUGCAAUAACAAAACAUUCUGAACUCUGCCAUUCUGAGUUCUUGGGCACAUUACUCAAAUUUCUCUGAUUCCUCAAACACUUUUGUCCAGAAUCACUUAUUGGUAACUGCCAAAAUAAAGAAAAUGCUUCACAUAAAUGAGGGAUACAAAGUAUAUUGAAAGCAGGUGCUUCCACACAGGUGUGGUUCCUGAGUUAAUUAAGCAAUUAAAACAUCCCAUCAUGCAUAGAGUGAUGUAUAAAAAUGCCCAGUUGCCCAGAUUUGUUUUGCUACCAUGGCUAGAAGAAGUGAUUUUGAAAGAGGGGUCUCAAAAGAGCAUAGCUAGGGGGUUAAAAGUGUUUGGGUGUGUGUCCAUGUGUGCAUGCUUGCACUUUUUAAUGGAUGGGGAUAAGCAAUUGAACACUUAUUGGAGAUUCUGGAGUGGCGCCUGAGACAGCGUUUUCCACCACCAUCAACAAAAUACCAAAUUAUGAAAUUUCUCAUGGAAGAAUGGUCUUGCAUCCCCCCAAUAUAGUUCCAGACACUUGUAGAAUCUAUAAUCUAUUUGAUCUGUUCUGGCUGUUAGUGGUGUCCAACGCCCUAUUAAGACACUUUAUGUUGGUGUUUACUUUAUUUUGCCAGUUACCUAUACAUGCCAUGUGUACAUAAUGCGAGGAGAGUUAUGUACAAUUGCAGAAGAGCUGUAAAACAAUGUUACGUGACAUUUUGAUUUGAGUGCUAUAUUAGGCAUAGAUACUUUAUGAAGUGUAAAGGGUGCUUGGGAUAUUGAGCCAAAAACAUGUUGAUGUAUUGUAUAUCUGUCACACAAAGUCAUGUGUCCUUCCAUGUGGUCAUAUGAGCAAGUUGUUAGUUGUUCCAUUAGCUAAAAUAACCUGAAAAUGCAAGAUAGCAUUUAAAUAGAAAGGGAUGUCUUAAAUGUUGGCACAUUAGACACUCACUUACAAUACACAUUCUUAACACUGAAUUCCCUCAGGGACACCUUCAUCCACAGUUUCUAGGUCUUUUUUUAUGGAUAAUUAUUUUGGUAAUCAGCAACAACCUCCCUAUCAAUUACAUGGUCACCAGUCGUUUUGGAAUGACAACCCGGUACUGAUGUAGGAUCUUAAUUUGACCUUUAUUGUCGCAGCAAAAUAAUUCUACAGCAACAGAAUUUUAAUGUUUAGUCCAUAAUUUUGCCUGAUCGGUGGUCAGGCUAUUAGCUAGUCAAAAUGAGGCUACAUGAAAAGUGUUAUAUUGUUAAUAUAACUGUGUUAGUGCAGGUUUUCAAUGAAUUAAUCUGCAAAUUCUCAGCAGCAAAAGAGUGAUCAAAUUAAAGUCUUACAUCUGUAUUAACCCGCCUGGAGUCAGCGGAGAGUGUGUGGUUUAUGGUUAACGUUUUCUUUCACUGGUGACUUCCUCUAACAAACGGGUCUAGCAUGGUGCACUUCCAAACAACACUCAUUAAAGUCAGUGAUGUCUGUAUAGAAACAAGUGUCAUCACCACCAAUCAUAUAAUCUUGCAUAGCCUGUAUACCUCGUCAAAGACGGCAAUAACCCAAGAGCUCUCAGCAAGCCUUCCUGAGUUAGCGGGGAGUGCAGGGGUUGGAAUGGAGCCAAGAACAGAUGAAAUGGACUUGACCGGUCAUUUUAUCUUCAACUGUAAAUAACUAAAAUCGAGAGAAUGAAGUCUUUGUUUGUUAAACUAUUUUUAUUGUAAUGAAAGAAAAUAAAGAAUGAGACUCCGCCCA
This is a messenger RNA of Oncorhynchus mykiss (rainbow trout), 4612 nucleotides long. RefSeq names its product zinc finger protein DPF3. Gene Ontology annotation, biological process: nervous system development. Lineage: Eukaryota; Metazoa; Chordata; Actinopteri; Salmoniformes; Salmonidae. The record is from RefSeq and is a predicted model, not a curated record. Gene Ontology annotation, cellular component: nBAF complex; nucleus.